Brassica napus (rape) is the source of this 1247-nucleotide messenger RNA. Its product is annotated as peptide chain release factor 1. Gene Ontology annotation, molecular function: translation release factor activity. NCBI's taxonomy places the organism in Eukaryota, Viridiplantae, Streptophyta, Magnoliopsida, Brassicales, Brassicaceae. The transcript is spliced from 6 exons. The record is from RefSeq and is a predicted model, not a curated record. Gene Ontology annotation, cellular component: chloroplast. Gene Ontology annotation, biological process: translational termination. Bases 146 to 760 code for a protein of 204 amino acids.
UUGUUUUUGAAGCGGAUCAAAAGAGAUCUGAAUGUGUUUAGAUAGUACUUGAUAGUGUUAUCUAACUGGGCCAAGACUACUAGAUAGUUUCUCAUGGGCUGGGCGGAGACUAGGAGAUGUCAUCUUUCCCCUCGAAACGAUUCCUAUGGCGAUUAUGGCCGUAGCCGCGCUCAGGUUCCCUCUUAUCGCCCGUCGAACUUUCCCGUCUUCGGGUCCCAAUUUUUUGAAGUAUAGCGACGAAGAGUUGAUGAAGCAAUGCAAAUUCGAGACCUUUAGAGUUUCAGGGCCCGGCGGACAACACCGGAACAAGCGUGACUCCGCCGUUAGACUUAAACACCUCCCCACCGGAAUCGUAGCUCAGGCCGUAGAGGACCGUUCACAGCACAAGAACCGAGCUUCUGCUCUUAACCGGCUUCGCACUCUCCUUGCUAUCAAAGUGAGGAACAAGGUGGACAUUGAUGCUUAUUCUCCUCCUCCCGAGCUUCUUCAGAUCCUGCCUCCCAAGUCCACCAUUAGAACUUCUUCUUCUGGUUCACAGAUUGGUCCCAACAAUCCUAAAUUUGUACCUGGAAUGCAAGCUUUGCUUGACGUUAUCUCUGCUUCUGACGGUUCUAUCGCGGACUCUGCCAAGUUGCUGGGUUUGAGCACUGGUGGCUUGUCUCGUUUGAUACUCUCACAUGAUGGUCUUCGUAUGGCAGUCAAUAGCAUGAGGGCAGCCAAGUUAAUACACGCUAAAUAUCUUGGUCAGUGGAGCAAAUGAAGAAAAACCGGUCACUGCCUGGAGGGAAUGUUCUCAGGUAUAUUGGACAUUUGAAAAUAGCAAAAGAGUGAGAAUCAGAUUCUUGCAGAAUGAGGUUCUCCUCUUCCCCACACAGCAAAAAGAAAUAACUUUUAUGGAGUUGACUCUUGAGAAAGAAAAAAAACCCAAGAGUUGAGUGAGAGUCUCGUGGGUGCCUUCUGACUCACUCCUUUGUAUAUUUUACACAUGAAUCUCAAACUCUGAAGGUAUGCUCUGAGAUUGCGAGAUUCCUUGACUUCUCUUGGAAUUAGCAGCGACUAUUCACCUUCCCUUUUAUCUCUUGUGUGAUGAAUCUUUAAGAUUCUACCAAUGGAUGAGUGAUUCGUGUAGUGAAUGAUCAGCUUUUGGUAAAAUGAACUCUAUGUUGAUGCCAUUGUCACUCCGCUCUGUAAAGAAAAGCAGAUAUAUGUUUGUGGGGAUGUUCUAUUCUAGUCAUAAAGUUCUUACA